AUGGACUUUCCUCCUCAUUUUGUCACCAUGUUCAUUGAAUGCAUUACCACUCCAACAUUCUCAGUUUCUGUAAAUGGAGAGUCUUGUGGGUAUUUCAAGGGCGCUAAGGGACUAAGGCAAGGAGACUCAAUAUCACCCUAUUUGUUCACCAAUGCGAUGGAGGUGUUUACUCAAAUACUGAAUAGAGGUUUCACUGACAAUCUUAUAGGACAUCAUCCAUCGGCUAUCACGCCUCAGGUAACCCAUCUAGCCUUUGCAGACGAUAUCAUGAUUUUUUAUGAUGGUGGGGUGAACCAGAAUGAAACCUCCCGGAACGCUUCCCUUGGUUUCAAUCUGGGUUCACUUCCCAUCCACUACCUUGGUCUCCCUCUAAUGCAUAGGAAGCUCAGGAUUUCUGACUAUCGGCCUUUGCUGGACAAGAUCACUGCUUAA
This is a messenger RNA of Camelina sativa (false flax), 432 nucleotides long. RefSeq lists its product as uncharacterized. The record is from RefSeq and is a predicted model, not a curated record. Lineage: Eukaryota; Viridiplantae; Streptophyta; Magnoliopsida; Brassicales; Brassicaceae.